GCCAUCUCAGUACAGAGAAGAGACUCAGCUGCCCCAGGCAGGAGAGGCUAGAAAUUCCUUCCAGCCUUGGAUCUAUGAGUCUCUCUGGCAGUGGUAAUUUUUCCCCUGCUCAGCUUCUCCACUUUAAGGCUUGGAAGCCUUUAACAUCUUUGUAUUUAUUUAUUCAUCCUCAGGAUCCCUCCAGAGUUUUGCUGUACCUUCUGAUUGGGCCAUCCCCCUUCAUUUGCAAGUGGCAUUGUGUCAUGUACCCGCUGGGGGCAGGGCAAUAGGGCCACUGGCAGAAGCAGGAAACACCAGCUUCUUAGAAAGAGUACCACCAAAGGCAAGACAAGGUUGUGAGGAAGACUGGGGAAGGUCUGUAAUGUGAUUGGUCUCCACUCGUUUGCAAAGGGAGCCCUGGAGGAAAUUCAGAAUAGGAGGAGGUGGAAUAAUUCUUACUGAAGGCUGGAAGUAUGAGUUCAGCUAUCCUGAAGGUGGAGGCUCUAGAUGCUGACCGUUUGGUCCGGAUUCUUUGGGAUGAUGGAGAAGAGUCUCUCUACCCCGCUGUCUGGCUGAGAGACAACUGCCAGUGCUCUUGUUGCUACCUGGAUUCUGCAAAAGCUCGGAAGCUCCUCAUCGAAGCCCUAGAUGUUAAUACAUGGGUCAAGCACUUGUCUUUGAUGAACCAAAGAAAGGUACAUAUCAUGUGGCCUGAUGAGCACGUUAGUGAUUUUGAAGCAGACUGGCUAAAGAAAAGGUGUUUUUCCCAAAAAUCCAGAGCAAAACUCCAAAAAGAAUUGUUUUUACCAGAAUGUCAGUAUUGGGGCUCAAAUCUCCAACUUCCUACUCUGGAUUUUGAAGAUGUUUUAACGAGUGACGAACAUACCUAUAACUGGCUGUCCGCUCUUAAGAAAAUCGGCAUAGUGCGGCUAACUGGAGCAGCUGCGCAAAGAGGAGAAGUUGCUAAACUUGGCAAGAAGAUUGGCUUCUUGUAUCUCACAUUUUAUGGGCAUACUUGGCAAGUACAAGACAAAAUCGAUGCGAAUAACGUGGCUUACACAACUGGAAAGCUAAGUUUUCACACAGAUUAUCCGGCACUACAUCAUCCACCUGGGGUUCAAUUUCUUCAUUGCAUAAAACAAACAGCCACUGGUGGGGAAAGUGAAAUCGUAGAUGGAUUUAACGUGUGCCGACAGCUCAAGGAACAAAAUCCUAAGGCAUUCCAGAUCCUCUCAUCAACCUUUGUGGAUUUUACAGAUAUUGGAGUUGACUUUUGUGACUUCUCAGUACAAUCCAAGCAUAAAAUUAUAGAAGUAGACAAUAAAGGUCAAGUGAAUCGCAUCAAUUUCAAUAACUCAACCAGAGAUACCAUAUUUGACAUCCCUGUUGAAAAAGUACAGCCAUUCUAUGCUGCCUUGAAAGAGUUUGUGGACCUGAUGAACCACAAAGAAAACAAGUUUAUCUUCAAGAUGCAUCCAGGUGACGUAAUUACAUUUGAUAACUGGCGCUUACUUCACGGCAGACGGAGUUAUGAAGCAGGAACAGAAAUAUCUCGCCAUCUUGAAGGUGGUUAUGCAGACUGGGACGUGGUUAUGUCAAGGCUUCGUAUAUUAAAGAAAGUUGUCAAAAAUGGAAAUUGAAUAUCUUAGCAGUACUUUUGGCAUUAGAAGAACUAAGGAUAGGUUUUGGUAAGAUACAAAGUACUCAAUCUCCACUUUCCACAAUCAGUAGUGUUAUAUAGAUGGCCAUGUCAUGUAGACAUUAUCUUUUAUAUUAACAAUGCAGCCAGAUUCACAAGAUUACAUUUUCCUUUAUUUUUGUAAAUGUUAUGGCAACAAUAUUGGAUCCAGAAAAGAGAUGAGGAAAUACAUCUCUCUCCUUUCCUUGAAAAUGUGGGGACUUGUAGGUAGAGAAUGUUAUAUAUGCCAUCAGGCAGGGUUGCAGUGUCAAUUGGUUUUGCUCUUCUAUUUUUCUUUUGCAUAAAGGGAAGCUCAAUAAGUUGGAAGCAGGAGGGGGGUAUAUCCAGAAAUGACUGUGAUAUAAAAACUAAAGUUACUAAUAAAAAGUUUUUAAGUAUUAUAGCAGCACCUGA
This is a messenger RNA of Dromiciops gliroides (monito del monte), 2071 nucleotides long. It is a transcript of the gene BBOX1, whose product is annotated as gamma-butyrobetaine hydroxylase 1. The coding region runs from base 453 to 1619 and encodes 388 amino acids. Gene Ontology annotation, cellular component: mitochondrion. Gene Ontology annotation, biological process: carnitine biosynthetic process. The record is from RefSeq and is a predicted model, not a curated record. The transcript is spliced from 8 exons. Gene Ontology annotation, molecular function: gamma-butyrobetaine dioxygenase activity; iron ion binding. Lineage: Eukaryota; Metazoa; Chordata; Mammalia; Microbiotheria; Microbiotheriidae.